AGAAUACUUAAGUCAGGUUUUUGAGAUCUUGAACGUUUAAGGUUAAGUUUUCCAUUUUUAAAUAUUUAUAACACGUGUUUUAUAGACUUAAAACGUAAAGAAUAAUAUUUACAAAUAUUUUUACAAAAUAUAAUAUAUAUAUAUAUAUAUACUUAAUAUAUAUAUAUAAACUUAAUUUAUACGAAGAUAAGAUGGCAAAAUCAAUCCGAAGUAAAUGGAAAAGAAAAUGUAGAGCAAUUAAAAGGGAACGUUAUGGAGCAAAAGAAUUAGAAAGAUUAAAAAAAACGUUGGGUAUUAAUGAAAAUACACAAGAUGUUGAAAUGCCAGAUAUAUCAAAUAUUGCUACAAUUGUUGAUGCUAAAACAAUAAAAGAAAAUACAAAAACAAAUGAUAAUAUAACAAAUGUUGAAGAAAUGGAUAUCGACAAUGGUAGUAGAGUAUAUAAUAAGAAAACAAUGCUAGAUCAAUAUGGAAAUUACCCAAUAUGGAUGAGUAAACGAAAAAUUGCAAAACACAAAAAAGGUAGAGCAAAAUCACAGAAAGCAAACUCAAGAUCACACAAAAGAUUAACUAGGAAACAAAAAAAAGCAGCAAAACAAAAAUCUUCCAUGUGAAAUUAAUUAAUUAUACCAAUCAAUAUAAUUUUUUUAUAUAAAUCAUAA
Molecule: messenger RNA, 662 nt
Organism: Apis laboriosa (Himalayan honeybee)
Lineage: Eukaryota; Metazoa; Arthropoda; Insecta; Hymenoptera; Apidae
Product: protein LLP homolog
Exons: 3
Coding region: 192-614 (140 amino acids)
Biological process (GO): dendrite extension
Cellular component (GO): nucleolus
Molecular function (GO): RNA binding
Source: RefSeq, a predicted model, not a curated record